GAUGGAUUGGCUCCAAGCGCACCACACGUUUGUGUAUUUCCAUGUUGGUACGAGCGUCUAGGAUGCUUGAACCUGCUUUGCUGUUGGCCAGACUGCCGCUCAAUCACUAGCCAGCCUGUAUAUGCUUACACUCACACUAUGUAUUUAAGUGCCCAUCGUCCAUAGGUAAACUGGAUCUCAUUUCUCGCUGCCUCAUGGACACCCUCGCCAAUGGUCCUCUUAUGUGUUCCUCUAGCUUAAAAGCUGCGUUCACAAAUCACCCAUGUAAGAGCCUCACCCGCUCACAAUGUUUGCUUCCUCUUUCAAUCCCGCUGUCCGACCUCCCUCAGGCUCCCGUAGUGGAGCAGCCAAAAAUUAUUUCCUCCCGGUUCCGUCGGGCUUCUCUCUCCAGGUCUUCAAGGCCCCGACGAUGUCUGCACGUCCACAUGCAGCGAAAGUGGACUUAGACUACCGCCCUAUGGCACGGGCGGACUCCCAGUCCAGACAACAGUCCGGACACGUUCCUCGCCAGCAGGAACCCACGAGGAAGCUAUUAAAGGCUCCUCCGCCCGAGGAGCCUGGCUUUUCUAAGCGGUCGCACGAGUACAGGCAUGGCUCGGGGAGAUAUGCCAUUCAUGCCGGACCUGUGCCCGACACAUACAUUUAUGAGCGCUCAAUAUCGUCCAAGGCUGAGUACCCCUACUCGCCUUCUGACGUAACAAGUGAAUGCGACUCCAUAUUCUCGGUCAACACGCAGAUCUCCUCCGGCUCAUCGAGCAGCAGUGUCACCGAUAGCCCUCCAAACACACGAAUGCUUCAGAUCAGAGCUGCCUCGCCAAGCCCUGAACAAGCUCGUUCACGUUCACCUCCUUCGUACCACCCCAGGGGUAUGGCCUCUUUCCCACAAGGACAUUCAUGCCCUUCAUGUGGUGAAGCGAGUCCCCCGACUAGAACAUCAUCUGGGACUGCCAAUAAGGGGAACUAUGCCCCUUAUCCUUCACGUCCACUCCCUACGCCCCCAGUGAGCGCCAGAGUACGUAAGGACAGCAUUCUCUUGGCGAGCGAACGCUCUAUUAUGUCAUAUGACACCCGCCAGCACUCGACAUCACUCAAGCAUGGUGAACGCAUACCAUUCCCGACUCCACCAGCGGAUCAGCAAGGGAGAGGAAACGUGGGCAUGCAGCUGUCGCGCUCAUCGUCCCUCAAGGGGAACCUCUCCAUUACUAUCCCACCGCCUCCGGGCUUGGACUUGGUCCCUGGUGGUCAUUACGAGUACCCUCCUGUACAGGGACCCGUGUUGGACACUGAACCAAUUUAUCGCCCACCUAGCGUACCACAUCGCCGAAAUUUUGAUGGCGACCACGCACAGGUCUUGCCACAGCGGCCGGUAUGCCCCGCUAUGGUUGCACGAUCUGUACGGUGGUGCGAUGACUUGAUAUGUCCAUCUCCUAUUUUCCCGAAUCAGAGAAGGAAGGGGUGGUUUAAUCGCAGAGGAGACCAGCUCUGGCGAAAUGAUGGUUCCUACCGGGCACCAGCACCAGGAGAGGCAUACCCUCCUGAUCUUGAGGGCUAUCCGGAGCCCGGAAAUGGGUGGCAGAAUGAGGAAGGAACUCGCAUUGACAUCGGCCAUCGUUUGGUACCCAAACCUCCCCUGCGCUCUGUAUUGAAGCCAACAAAUUAUAAGAGUCAGGAUGGUAUCAUCGCUGGUUACCUCACCGCUGUCCCCUCCUCGCCGACAUCUGACGACGAGUGACAAUCCGAUGUGCCAUGAGUCCGCCACUCCACUUCGUUUUCUAACACGGACACUCUUCAAAGCUCUUUCCGAUCAGCUUUUCACUUUUGAUGAUUAU
Messenger RNA from Suillus clintonianus, 1829 nucleotides. RefSeq lists its product as uncharacterized. The coding region runs from base 287 to 1732 and encodes 481 amino acids. The transcript is spliced from 4 exons. The record is from RefSeq and is a predicted model, not a curated record. Lineage: Eukaryota; Fungi; Basidiomycota; Agaricomycetes; Boletales; Suillaceae.